This is a messenger RNA of Alternaria ethzedia, 1320 nucleotides long. RefSeq lists its product as uncharacterized. NCBI's taxonomy places the organism in Eukaryota, Fungi, Ascomycota, Dothideomycetes, Pleosporales, Pleosporaceae. The record is from RefSeq and is a predicted model, not a curated record. The transcript has a single exon. Bases 1 to 1320 code for a protein of 439 amino acids.
AUGAACAGCGAAGUGACACGAAACAAGGCAUGCUACGAAGAACAGUCACGUACAGCUCGACAUGAGGAGAAGAAGCGACACGAGCAGGAGAUCAGCAGUCUUAAACAGCAGCUAGCUGAGGAACACUGGAAAUGGGAUGCCUAUUUACGGGAAGUGAAAGACACCUACGAAACUCGCAUUACAAAACUAGAGGCGAGCUUUAACGAGCAGAUGGCAACCGAGUCGGAGAAACAUAGCGAGCAAAUGCGACAAGAGAUGGAGAGACAUGAGGGAUCUGUGAAAACGUAUCAGUCGAACAUUGCUCAGUUGAAGAUUGACGCGGAACACGAAGAACAGCGAUUGCGCGAACAACUACAAACGGAGCAAGAGAAACUUCAAGAAGAACAAAAGCGACGUGAGAAGGAGCUCAAAAGGCAGGAAGCCCAACUGACCCACAAGCAUACGCACGAAACAUUGCAGCUUCGUACCGUGAACGAAGAGCUGAAACAGGGGUUAUUUCAGCGGCAGCAUUUCAGAGGCCUGAAAGACCGUGAUGUAGGCAAUUUGUUCCGCAGUAUCGCAGGUCAAGUGCAAGACUUCGCAAACGUAGAUUGGGACAGUACUCGUACCUCAGACUGGCCUUUCAGCGAACACCAGCUGCUCGACAUCCACCGUCAAAACACGCGAAAACUCAAGAAGCAGAUUGUCCAAAACACUGUCUGGGUCCUACUGCAUGAUCGGAUUUUCGCCAGUCCUUUCAAAAUCCUGGGGUCGGAAGGAGAAGUCCUGGACCGUGAGUGGGUAGAAAUCCAUACACCCAGUAAGUCCUGGAUUGUCGCUAUCCCACACAUUUGGACUAAUAGGCUGCAAGACACUUCCAGUCUCGAGUGGCCCGAGAUACCAGAAGAAACCGAGAAAAGACGGUACGAGACGGCCAAGCUGUUCUUAGCGUGUAUGGAACCAUCUACUCGGCCUUCAGGAGACGAUCUGCGGCUCAAAAACGGCUACGAAAGAUCCAUUUCGGAGUUACUCGACACUCUACACCAUGCUCUAGGGAAGGUAGCUACACUCCAAAACAGGCAGGCCAACAUGCUGGAAAGUCUCGUGAGACUGUGUGCAAAGACCUGGAUAGAAUUCUGUUCGCAGCCUUAUAGGUUGAUUGCGAGCUUACCCGAAGGAAGUGGAGAUCUGCUUUCACUGCCCAAGCUGAGAGAGCGCGCUCUCACGUUAGUUCUUAGCCCGGAGUUGAAGCGGUAUGGGAAUUCGAAAGGCGAGCACCUCACUAACGGAGAGAUGAUUCCGGGCUGCCAGGCCGCGAAAGUAUCUUAUUCUGUUCGAUAG